ACUAUCUUUUGUCUCUGGGGUGAAGUUUCGUAUGCUGUUUGAGAAUGUUUUGGUUGAUGUGUUCCUUUAUCUCUAAGCCGGAGUUUCGUCCAUUUGUCACGCCAUCCCUUUCUUAAAGAGUCAAAAGAACAUGAGGUCACACAACAUGCAAAUUACUUCACGUGUUUACAAACUUAUUUAAACACGUCAAUGCAAGUAAAGUCUAUGAACCGCGUAAUCUGACUCAGAGGAGCUGAAAUUCACGGCAGUGAGUCAUAACUCGAACUGCCUUUGGUAUUCUCGCUUUUCUCGUUUAUUGGGUCAUUGGGUUAUUCUCGGUUAUUCUCGAUUAUUGAGUCAUUGAAUAUAGAUACGAGGUCACAACAAAAGAGGAAACAAGUUAAUAGUAAUUGCAACAAUGGAUUCGUACAAGAAUAUUACCGAAGUUGAAAUGAAUAAGCUCGUUCUCCCUUCGCAUACAAACGAGCGACAAGAACACUGCCUCAGUGGUGGACAACUUUUGAAGUGGAUGGACGCAGCAGCUUGUCUGUCGGCUGAGAAACACGCUCGAACUUCUUGUGUGACGGCCUCCAUCGACGAACUCUACUUUGAACAACAAAUCUACGUUGGCCAAGUGGUUAACAUCACUGCGAGAGUAAAUCGCGCUUUCCAUACAAGUAUGGAAGUUGGAGUGUCGAUAAGAGUGGAAGACCUGCUUAGUGGCGAGAUAAAAAAUGUUUGCAACGCUUUCUUUACUUUCGUAGCCCUGGAUAAGAACCACCAAAAACAGCAAUUGACCCCCGUGGUUCCUUUCACAGAGGAGGAGAAAUCACAAUACACUCUCGCCAACGAGAGGAGGAGAAUGCGUAUUCAAUACCCAGUCAACCUGAGAGAGCUUGCUAAAAAGCACAAUGAACAGCUUGACUGUGAAAUGUGCAGUUCGGAGAAUGAGACCCGCACUAACGGAGACAUUGUACCUGCUAAUACCUCGCUAGAAAGUGUAGAGCUAGUUCUUCCUCCACAUGCAAACCAUCAUCAAACAGCAUUCGGGGGUCAGAUCAUGGCAUGGAUGGUAGCCGCUUGCACCAUCACAGCUACUCGCUUGUGUCGGUCUUACCCGCAACUGGAAGCAGUCGAUGAGGUCAAGUUCCGUGGACCCAUCAAAGUGGGAGACCGAGUGGUCAUCAAGACGAUGGUGAACAACACGUAUGACGUCCAUAUGGAGGUGGGAUGUCGAGUAGAAGCUUACUCCAUCGGUGGUGAGGUGCGACAUGUAAAUAGUGCGUUCUUGAUUUUUGCGGCUCCGCGGUGCGGUGAUGGGAGAGGAGGCUUAAAAAUGUUACCCAAGUUAAGGAUGGGGACGGACGAAGAAAAACGACGAGCAUUAGAGGCUAUGGCUCGAAAACGCCUGCGCUUUGAGCGUGAACAAAUCCGCAAAUCUGUUGGUCCUGUGAUCGCCGUACCUUGGAACCAAUGCAAUGGUCAGUUGCUUAACUAUAACAACAUAGAGGCUUUGGUGAAACUAUACCAGCUAACAAAAUGGCAAGAGGUGCAAUCGUCUGAUGGUGUCACGCUCUCCAAGUGUGAAAGUGACAACUAUCUCUGUGUAAAGGUCUCGCUCUCUAUUCAGCUCCGGGCUGAAGUUAUUUUCACGUUACUGAGGGACGAGAAAGCCCGCAAAGAAUGGGAUCCUCUUUUGAUUAAAGUUCAAGUGAUGGAAGUCGUUGAUAACGAUGAUGAGAUACUCCAUAUGGUGCUAGAGAACAAGAUGCAUAACGCAACGAAACCAGAUGACGUAGUACUACUAGUGUCACGCAGAGCUCCAAGUGAUGGCAGAGACCACUUCACCAUCGCCUACCGAUCAGUAAUACUGACAACGCUACCUCCAUACCCACAGUACAACCGGAAAGAGCACUUGUGCUCAGGGUUACUCAUUAGAGAAACUGAGGGGCAGGAGGGUAAGUCUACUCUAACUUACAUCAAUCAAACAACACGUGAGUUACAGUCUUACGUCAUGAAAGAUUUGCAGGGUGUUACCAGCUUUUACGUCAAGCGGUUUAAGGAUCUUGAAGCAUAUCUACUACAAAUGGCGCCCGGGGUCUCUCUUACAUGAGGUUACUUGUGAUCAGUCCCUCGCUUCAGGAUAGUUAGUGAUCUGGAUUUUUGUGUAGUCAAGCCAUUCAAAGAUACAAUUUUUGAGUUCUGUGAUCUUUUAGUUGGACCUUGAGUUUAAUUCUUGCUAAUUUUAACUUUUAAGAGUAAAUUUUUGAGAUCUCAGUCUCCCACGAUCAAGGGGUGUGUGUAAUUGCACUAAACUGUAGCUUCGAAACGUUUCGCUGUGAGUACUAGUAUACAACGAAAGAAAUAUUUUUUGGAAAAAGGAAGUAAUGAUAAAGAAUCAAACUCACCUAAAAUGCCUCAGUCAGUUCGAGUGAGUUGCAAUUCCAGCCUGUUAAUACGUUUACACUUCAGACAAUGUAACUUUUGGCAUUGAUUAUAAAAGGGGAGAAGUGGCGUUUUUAACUGUCCGCUUCAUUUGUUCACCUGCAUAUUUUUCCUUAAUAGUUUUUCAAAAGAAAACAGACGGCAAUGACAUCCAUUAGCUUGGCAAUUACAGUCUCUAAGUGAAUAAAUAAAGUCUCUUAACUUUUCUUCGUUCCCUUGUUGUCCACAAUGCCGUUAAAAUUCAGCUACAAGGUAAUUCAUUCGCCCUCUCCCUGUUCUCUUUGCGUCUGUUUCUACCAGUUGCCCAGUGCGGGUUGGUAAUGGUCUGAGCGCUUGAUUCUCGGCUUAGUUAAAAUUCUAAGGUAUGGUCAUUAAAAGAAAUUCAGCCGUCGUUUGAUGAAACUGCGUCCUAAACGAUCCUCAAUCCAACUGAACCUUUUAUCCGAACAUUUAUCUUUGUGAACAGUGUAAAGAGGGCCUAAAGUUAACAUUGCCAGAAUAUUUGUUUGAUUAAAUCAACCCUCAUGCAAAGAAAGCCUCAGGUCAACUGAUUGCGUAAAACCGUGGUUU
Messenger RNA from Pocillopora verrucosa, 2994 nucleotides. Its product is annotated as acyl-coenzyme A thioesterase 11-like. Gene Ontology annotation, molecular function: fatty acyl-CoA hydrolase activity; lipid binding. The record is from RefSeq and is a predicted model, not a curated record. Gene Ontology annotation, cellular component: cytosol; extracellular exosome. Gene Ontology annotation, biological process: acyl-CoA metabolic process. NCBI's taxonomy places the organism in Eukaryota, Metazoa, Cnidaria, Anthozoa, Scleractinia, Pocilloporidae.